Ornithorhynchus anatinus (platypus) is the source of this 1125-nucleotide messenger RNA. RefSeq names its product T-cell immunoglobulin and mucin domain-containing protein 4. The transcript has 3 exons. The record is from RefSeq and is a predicted model, not a curated record. Bases 57 to 473 code for a protein of 138 amino acids. Lineage: Eukaryota; Metazoa; Chordata; Mammalia; Monotremata; Ornithorhynchidae.
GUGUAUAAGAAAUUGAUUUGGGAACUUCUGACAUAUGCCAACUGAGACCAGACAAAAUGUACAAGUUGGUGAUGCUUCUGUGGAUCGUGGGGCAGGUCUCCACAGUUUGUGCCGCAUCUGAGAAACUAGUGCAAGGUGUAGUGGGCCAGUCUGUACAAUUACCCUGCUCCUACGGAAGACAGGAUGGCAGAAGAGAAGUAUGCUGGGGGAGGGGCAGAUGCUCUCUUUUUAAUUGCGGUGAUCAAAUUCUCCAAACUGAUGGGUGGAAGGUGACCUCUAGGAAGUCAUCCAAAUACCAACUCAACAGUCCUCUCAGUCAAGGGAACGUGACCCUCACGAUCAUGGAUGCCAAUGAAGAUGAUAGUGGUGUGUACUGCUGCCGGAUAGUAGUUCCUGGAUGGUUCAAUGACAUAAAAAAUAAUGUGAAUCUGCAAAUAAGAAAAGGUUCUCUUGUGGAGGCCUCUUUGGUGUGAGUCUUCCCUUCCACCUUCAGUCAGUGUUGUUUCUUUAAAUUUCUGUUGGGGUAUGUACUUAAGAGGCUGGUAAUGUUGUUCUGAGUGAGAGGGAAACCUAGAGAAACAACAACAAUAAAAUAUGAAGGAAUGCAGGGGUAUGCACUAACAAUGCUUUGCAAUUGUAUGCUGUGGUAUGCUGCGUAGUUUUUAACUUUAGGCUAUACUUUAUGGGGAGUUAGUGCUUGGACACCUAGUCUUUCCAGGCUCUACAUAAUGGUGAAUCCCUUAUUUAUAACAUAAGGGACCGGUGGCAGGGGAACAAGGUUUGCUUAAAACUUAUGGCGGCAACAAAGGUGUAACCAUGUCAAGGCACAGAGGCCGGAAUGAGGGAUCAUACAUCACCCAACUGACUGGAGGAGAGGAUCGGGCGUGGGGACAACACAAUCCGACCAACCAACCUCAGAAAGACACAGAUGGCAGGAGGACCAAUGGAUCCCCAGCUGGGACAGAGACAACCAACGGGAAUGAGGGAGGGUUUAUGUAGAUGGGUGGAUUGGUGUGCAUUCUCCAGUAGUUACAAAAGGUUCAUCCUUAUCUAUUGGGAACACAACAGGUGUAGCACUCUUCCUUGAUAUGUGACAAAAAUAAAGCUGCUUUUCACUGCUUCUGA